Messenger RNA from Cucumis sativus (cucumber), 2098 nucleotides. RefSeq lists its product as uncharacterized. Gene Ontology annotation, molecular function: beta-1,4-mannosylglycoprotein 4-beta-N-acetylglucosaminyltransferase activity. Gene Ontology annotation, cellular component: membrane. The transcript has 2 exons. The record is from RefSeq and is a predicted model, not a curated record. NCBI's taxonomy places the organism in Eukaryota, Viridiplantae, Streptophyta, Magnoliopsida, Cucurbitales, Cucurbitaceae. Gene Ontology annotation, biological process: N-acetylglucosamine metabolic process; protein N-linked glycosylation. The coding region runs from base 502 to 1665 and encodes 387 amino acids.
GUCGAUUAGAUCAGCAUCUGAUUUUGAAUCUAAGGGUAUGGGAAGAGAUGAAGAAAUUGUGAGGAGAAAGAGAAGAGUGUGAGGACCGCCGCACACAAUAAAUUCCGUUUUGUUGAAAAGUUUUCUAAAUUUUUGGGAUUAUUCAGUGAAGGAAAAUUGAGGGGAUAAAAUUAAAUAAAAAUAAAAAUAAAUAUAUAUUUUUGAGGUUUAGCACCAUUUCUGUAUCCUUCCUUUCAGUCAUCUCUCUUUCUUUCUCCUCCCGAAUUCUGUAAUUCAGAGUUUGGUUUUCUUUAAACAGCGGCUACCCAUAAAAAGAGUCCACAAACGGCUACAAUUUGUCAUAUUUCCACAAUCAAACUGAGCGUUUAAACUAAACCCAUUUCCCAUUUUUUGUGUUUGUGGGGAUUUUUGAUCUCCCUCUCUAGGAUCUGAUUUUUCGAGAGACUUUUCUGGAAUUUUCCGGCGCAUUUUCUGACAUUUUCCCACUAUUUUUUUUUCAUCAUGUCUGAUGGGUAUUACAGUUCUAAGAAGACAGAUGAUAUCUGUGAAGAUGUUUGUGGCCAGCAGGGGCCUCGUGGUGCUUUUAGCUUGUCUAGAUUUCGAUGUAUUCUUCGAGGGUGGGAUUUGAAGACAUUAAUUUCUCUCUUUGUAGCUGUUCCACUCUUGAUUUUGUUCAUAUAUCUUCAUGGCCAGAAGAUUUCUUAUUUCCUUAGACCUAUUUGGGAGUCUCCUCCAAAGCCAUUUCAUGAAAUCCCUCAUUACUAUCAUGAAAAUAUAUCAAUGGAGUCUCUCUGUAAGCUUCAUGGUUGGACAAUGCGCGAAUCGCCGAGACGAGUCUUUGAUGCUGUUCUGUUUAGUAAUGAAGUUGACAUCCUGACUGUCAGAUGGAAUGAACUUUAUCCUUAUGUGACUCAGUUUGUGCUUCUCGAAUCAAACUCGACCUUCACUAGUUUGCCGAAGCCGUUGGUUUUUGCAAACAAUCGGGAACAGUUUAGCUUUGUUGAGUCACGGUUGACUUAUGGGAUGAUAGGGGGAAGAUUUAAGAAAGGAGAGAAUCCAUUUGUUGAAGAGGCAUAUCAAAGAUUGGCUCUAGAUCAGCUUCUUAGGAUUGCAGGGAUACAGGAUGAUGACUUGUUGAUCAUGUCUGAUGUCGACGAGAUCCCGAGUGCUCAUACUAUAAACCUCUUGAGGUGGUGCAACGAUGUUCCACCCAUACUCCAUCUUCGAUUAAGGAACUACCUUUACUCCUUUGAGUUUUAUGCAGAUGACAACAGUUGGAGAGCUUCUGUCCAUCAAUACAAGCAUGGUAAAACACGGUAUGCUCAUUAUCGUCAAUCUGAUGUAAUCUUAUCGGAUUCUGGGUGGCAUUGUAGCUUUUGCUUCCGUCAUAUCAGCGAGUUCAUAUUCAAGAUGAAAGCGUACAGCCAUUAUGACAGAGUCAGAUUUUCUCAUUACUUGAACCCUGACAGAAUUCAGGAUAAAAUAUGCAAAGGAGCAGACCUAUUCGACAUGCUUCCCGAAGAAUACACGUUUCGGGAGAUAAUCGGGAAGAUGGGACCAAUCCCCCAGUCUUACUCAGCCGUUCAUCUCCCGUCAUUCCUGCUAAACAAUGCUGAGAAGUAUAAAUACUUGUUACCAGGUAACUGCAGAAGAGAAAGUGGCUAAAUUAUGAAAAGAACAAGAUAGAAAUGAAAUGGCUUUGUAAAUGUUGAACAUAAAGAGAUCCCUAGUCAGGUUAAAGGUUUGUGUCCAAUGAAGUUGAGGCUAAAAUGAUGGGAACUGAGGGCAGAGACAAAACUUCAUAUUUGUUGCAGCUGAGGAACCUGAUUGUAAUUGCUAUUGGCUUUCUUCGAAGUUGAAUCAAAUUUCCCAAUUUUCUCUUACAGGCAUUGUUUAGGUAACACUGUAAUUUCCACCAUCUCUUUGUAUUGAUCUUAGAACAUUUGUCACAGUACUCAUUUAUUCUUUUCUCCAUAGUUUUUGUGUCAAUGAAAAGAAAAGUCAAUGUUCUUAGAUAUCAGUUUUCUUUUCUCCUCAUUUCUUUGUUGUUUUAUCUGGAAUUUGGGGUCUGAUAUCUGAAACUCCAUACUUUUCUUCU